UGAAGCAAAAGAAAAUUUAGUUUUAGUAGGCCUCCAGCAUUUACCGGUUGGAGGUGGACAGGGUUAACCCAAGUAUAAACCGCAGUUUGUUAACUUAAUAUAUUUUUCUCAACAUGGAUUUUAUAUCAUUUGCUCAAUCAAUGUCUAAUUAUAAAGACACUCCAAAAGGAGUUCCAGGUAAUCCUUAUCCAUCAAGACCUUGGUUACAGGAUCGUGCUGCAGCUGCUCCGGCUUCAUCUAACGUUGGAGUAAAAGGAAUUAUUGCCGGAGGAAUAACUGGUGGUAUUGAGAUAUGUAUAACAUAUCCUACAGAAUAUGUUAAAACUCAAUUACAAUUAGACGGUAAAGCUGGUGCUGGUAAACAAUACUCAGGUAUAUGGGACUGCGUAACAAAGACAGUAAAAACAAAUGGAGUAUUUGGUUUAUAUCGUGGCCUGUCUGUUUUAAUUUAUGGCUCAAUACCAAAGUCAGCAGUGCGAUUUGGUUCAUUUGAAACAGUUAAAAAUCAUUUGGUUGAUUCUGAUGGUAAAUUAAAUGCACAGCGACGUCUCUUAGCUGGUCUCUGUGCUGGUAUUUGUGAAGCAGUACUUGCUGUCACACCCAUGGAGACGAUAAAAGUCAAAUUUAUCAAUGAUCAGCGGUCAGCUAAUCCACAAUUUCGUGGAUUUUUUCACGGUGUCAAGCUCAUUGUUAAAGAACAAGGUAUGAAAGGAGUAUAUCAAGGUGUUGUACCGACAAUAAUGAAACAGGGUUCUAAUCAGGCUAUAAGAUUUUUUGUUAUGGAAACUAUGAAAGAUUGGUAUCGUGGUGGUGACAAUAAUAAACCGGUGCCUAAAAUGAUUGUUGGUUUAUUUGGAGCCUGCGCUGGUGCCGCAUCAGUAUUUGGAAACACUCCAAUUGACGUUGUGAAAACAAGGAUGCAGGGUUUGGAAGCUUAUAAAUACAAAGGAAGUUUAGAUUGCGCCGUACAAGUGUGGAAGAAAGAAGGCCCAGGUGCAUUUUACAAAGGAACUGUACCGCGAUUAGGAAGAGUGUGUCUGGAUGUUGCUAUUACAUUCAUGAUUUACGAUUCAUUCAUGGAUCUCUUCAACAAAGUAUGGCCGUAAACUAAAUAUAUUUAUCUCAUAUUUUUAUGACAUACUUUACAUACAAAGUGCUCCUAUACGAACAAUCGUGUCAAAAUACAGCUCAAAAACAUCGACAUAUUUUGAAAUAAUUUAUUGCCAAAUCUUUGAUAGUAGCGACAAAGAUUUUAUACAAAUAAUUUACAGAGUAAGAUAUUAUAUAAAACAAAUAGUCAGCUUGAAUUUUAUUAUUUGCAACCGGGGUAACUUGAACUUUAAUUAAUAAUCGAGUUGUAUAGAUUUUUUUUUUCAGUAUGCGAUAGUAUAAAGAAAAUAAUGUAAAUGUGUGAAAAAUAUUUAAAUUUAGGAAUAUAUUAAUGAUACUAUCUAUAGAUAGAACCAAAGUUCAUCUUGCAAUAACUUUUUGUUCAUGAAAAAAAAUUUUUUAAGAGAUUUAUACAAAAAUAUUUUUAUUACUAAGUUAAUUAAUUUUUUUUCUACGAUACUACGAAUUAAAAUAAAAGAAAAAAAAUUAUUUUAUAAUUAAUUUAUUAAGGAAAAAAAAAUACAAAUUCAUAUAAUUUUUUCUCUUUGUUAUAAACUUUUGUCAUCACAUAUUAGUAUUCAUAAGGAAUGUAAACAUAUUGUAAGAAAGUAAUUGUUGAGACGAUGGACUUUUAAUUAAUUAGAAGAAACGUCUAGUAAAAACAUUCCGCAAAUCAU
Molecule: messenger RNA, 1787 nt
Organism: Microplitis mediator
Lineage: Eukaryota; Metazoa; Arthropoda; Insecta; Hymenoptera; Braconidae
Gene: sea
Product: tricarboxylate transport protein, mitochondrial
Exons: 4
Coding region: 114-1106 (330 amino acids)
Biological process (GO): mitochondrial citrate transmembrane transport
Source: RefSeq, a predicted model, not a curated record